This is a messenger RNA of Neodiprion fabricii, 1423 nucleotides long. RefSeq lists its product as uncharacterized. The coding region runs from base 165 to 1343 and encodes 392 amino acids. Lineage: Eukaryota; Metazoa; Arthropoda; Insecta; Hymenoptera; Diprionidae. The transcript is spliced from 2 exons. The record is from RefSeq and is a predicted model, not a curated record.
GAACGUGUAUAUAACGCUGCUCAAUGGCUCGAUUGCAGUCUGAAGUUGCAUCGGUGAACGAUAAAACAACUUCAGAGUCUUCUAAGAUUCGUUGCUCGAAUCGACAAGAUUUGUUCUUCUGUGAAAACCGAAAGGAGAUUACUAAGUAUAAAAUAAUUUGAAAAAUGAAGAUAACUUUUGUGAUUGCGGCGCUUCUGGCUGGCAUCUUUCUACAAGUUGAUUCCGCACCUGCCAAGACAAUUGUUCAUUCUGAGAAUGACAUCUCCCUCAAUAUCACCGCGGAAUCUAGACGUGUGGACGCAUCUGCCAAUGACACAGGACUUACUGAUACUGGGACCAAGGAGAAAAUUGCCGACAAUCUCAAUUCCGGGGAACCUCUAAGUUCAACAACUACCGUUUCGCCCGUUUCCGAGGAGAUCGGUCGCACGAUAGCAACUUCAAAUCCUGGCCUCAAGAAACCUGAUGAUACGAUGGUAAAUGCGAAGCCUAGUUCUUCGUCACCUGGGAGUUUUGUAGCAACUCCAGAGGCCAUUUCCGGAGGAACUGGCAAUUUAGUGACAAGUUUAGAGCUCGGUUCUGCAAAGCCUGAUAGUUUGGUGACAAACUUGGUGCCUGGCGACUUGCCCACUACUUUGGAGCCCAUAUCCGGAGAGUCUGGCAGGUUUACGACGACCUUGGAGCCACCAAGCUUCCCAACAACUUUGCAGCCAGGCGCUGGGACACCUGGAAUAUUGGUGACAACUUUGAAACCUGCUUCUGGGAUACGUGGAAAUUCUGAGAUAGCUCAAACAGACGAUUCUGGUACUCCCGGGGAAUUCCUGACAACUUUGGAACCUGAUUCUGGGGCAUUCGAAAACAUCGUGACAACAUUGGAAUCUGAUUCUGGGACACCUGAAGAAUUGGUGACAACUUUGACAUCUGAUUCUGGGAUAAGUGAAAACCCCGUGAUAACUUCGGAACAUGAUAUUGGGACACCUGAACAAUUGGUGACAACUUUAAAACCUGAUUCUGGCACGCCCGGAAAAUUGAUAACAGCUUUGACACCUGACUCUGGAAUAGGUGAAAAUAUCGAGAUAACUUCGAAACCUGAUUCUGGGACACCAAGAAACUUCGUGACAACUAUGAUAUCUGAUUCUGGGACAACUUUGGAGCUUGGCAGUUCAACUAAGCCAAUCAGUCUGUUAACAACUUUGAAACCAGGAAUUGUGGAUAAUGGUGAUCCAAUCUUAAAUACGAUAAAUAAUCUACCAGUAAAGAAUGAACGUAGCAGUGGAGCUUCUAGUAUUGGAGCUUCAUGCGUCGUCGCGGUGUUGUUGGGGAUCCUUUUGAUUUCUGGGUCAUAGCUGACGUGAGAUCAUCAAGAUACAAAGACUAUAUAGCCAUAUGUAUUGCAUUUGCGUGACCAAGUAUAAUAAUUAAUACA